This is a messenger RNA of Sinocyclocheilus anshuiensis, 841 nucleotides long. RefSeq names its product ras-related C3 botulinum toxin substrate 3-like. Lineage: Eukaryota; Metazoa; Chordata; Actinopteri; Cypriniformes; Cyprinidae. Gene Ontology annotation, biological process: small GTPase-mediated signal transduction. The transcript has 4 exons. Gene Ontology annotation, molecular function: GTP binding; GTPase activity. The coding region runs from base 1 to 369 and encodes 122 amino acids. The record is from RefSeq and is a predicted model, not a curated record.
AUGAGUAGGAAACAAGAUGUGUUUUUAAUAUGCUUUUCAUUGGUGAGCCCAGCGUCCUUUGAGAACGUCCGUGCAAAGUGGUACCCCGAGGUGCGACACCACUGCCCCAACACACCCAUCAUCCUGGUGGGCACCAAACUGGACCUGCGGGAUGAUAAGGACACCAUAGAGCGGCUGCGGGACAAGAAGCUGUCGCCCAUCACAUACCCGCAGGGUCUGGCCAUGGCCCGAGAGAUCGGGUCUGUGAAGUAUCUGGAGUGCUCUGCUCUGACUCAGCGUGGGCUAAAGACUGUGUUUGACGAAGCCAUCCGUGCCGUCCUCUGCCCUCCACCCGUCAAAAAACGCGGCAAGCGCUGCACUCUCUUCUGAGCGCACACAGAUUUUUAAUCAGCCUCUUGGAAAAUAUACUGUACUACUCUCGGAGGUUCAGUGACAGCCGUCCAUGAAGCUCUAAUGCACAUCACAUAUAUAUGAACCAUUGGUAGAGGGAAACCUCGCGCCCCGAGACGUAAUAUUCCAUUUCAUAUCAUUUAUCUGAGAAGUUUUAGUGGUACAGUGUAAUUGUUGACAUACUGUAAGUGUUGUAAAGGAAGCGUGUCAAAGACAUGGGAACGUUCUGUUGGUUUAGACACUCUUGUACAAAGCUAUCCGUUCGCAGUAUUAGUUCACGACCCAUGAGCGAGUCAAACAGGAUAUUCAACGAGAAAGAAAUGUAGCAAAUGUUUGGAUCGUGAAAAGAGAAGCUGGUCAUGGAAGGGUUAAAAAUCAAGUUCAGUUUUGUGCCCAGCUAACAAAACAAAUUUGUUCUAAGAAUGUUUUGCUACACAAGUUAUGAAAACAU